CUGAGGUAUGAAACCAUGGAGGAAGACUUAACUUGCCCUGUGUGUCUUGAGUUAUAUGCUGACCCCUUGAUGAUGCCUUGCUCUCACAGCGUUUGUAAGGCUUGCCUACAUGACGUUAUGAAAAGCAGAGGAAAGCAGGGGAAAGAUGGUAAUACUAUGAACAUAAAUCAUUAUCUUUAUGAAGAUAAUACUGCAUGAGGUAUCUGCAACCUAAUUAGAUUUUUUUUUACAAAUGAAAACAAAUGAUUUUCAUUACCGCAUGCUAGAUUUAAUAAAAGCUAAAUGUUUUGAUAUUAUUUCUUCCAAUAGUUUCAUCUAACUAGCAAUACGUUUGUCAUUUUCACAUAAUUUUUCAGAUCUUGAGUGCCCAGCCUGCAGGCAAAGCCACAAGCUAACUGCUGAGCAGGUCAACAAGCUGCCCAAAAAUCUUGCCCUUGAAAAUAUUGUCUUCCGCUACCAAGAGAUUCGCAGCUGCAGCAUGAGCAACACAGGGAACAUGAAAACUGUUUACAGUGCAGCGGAUUCAAUAUCACUCUCUGCUUAUUCUCCUGUGGAAGAUCUUGAUUUUGUGUUUGAAGACGGUUCAGACGAGUGCCAUUGUGGUAAGGGGAUAUAUCUAUUGAAAGUAUUGGAACUCUUUUAAGUAUUAGAUGUUAUUUUUCAGGCAGCAAUUUGGCCUGAAGCUCCACCUGGCCAUUUGACCAAAUCUUGUUCCACUAUUUAUUUACUUCACACGGCUUGAACGUUGUCCCUCUUUUAUUAUAAUUUAAAAACAUUACAAUCUGCUAAAACAUGAUUCUCCAAUAUGACCUGCCUGUAAAUGAACAAAAUAAAUAUCUAUAAUCUAUAAUAAUUUACAAAGAAAACUAUAAUAAAAGGGUGUUUAUAAGUGACAGAGAUAACAUUGAAGGUAUGAAUUAUCUGGCCCUAAUUCUUAGGCAGCAACACAACUUCAUAUUUAAAAUUUUAACUUAUAUUUAAAAUAAUUGACAUCUCGUAAAAAAAAAAUUCAUCUUCUAACACCCCUUUGAAUUACUGUGAAACUUUUGUGUUUACAUAUGUCAUGCUGUAAUGGCUGUUAAAAUAAGUAAGUGUUUCAGUUUCUAUAUAUUUCUUUUCAUCACCAUUUUAGGCAUGUGUGAUGAAGCCAAGAAAAGACACGCAGAUUGGUUCUGCCAACAAUGCCAAGUUUUGUACUGUCAGCAGUGUUUAGACGUCUAUCACCCUAAACGCGGACCACUUGUCAAACAUAAGGUG
Messenger RNA from Lymnaea stagnalis (great pond snail), 1257 nucleotides. Lineage: Eukaryota; Metazoa; Mollusca; Gastropoda; Lymnaeidae. The record is from the annotation of a GenBank genome assembly.